Messenger RNA from Cheilinus undulatus (humphead wrasse), 3212 nucleotides. RefSeq names its product oocyte zinc finger protein XlCOF6-like. The record is from RefSeq and is a predicted model, not a curated record. Lineage: Eukaryota; Metazoa; Chordata; Actinopteri; Labriformes; Labridae. The transcript is spliced from 3 exons. The coding region runs from base 108 to 2390 and encodes 760 amino acids.
GCGGAACGUCUGCCGUACAGCUAACAUAGUUAAAGGGCCAGACUAGGCCUAGAAAAGUAUUAAUAGUUAACGUUUCUUUUCCGCAUUGCCUCUCGGAUGUGUUUAAAAUGGCCGGAUUUCAGUUUGUUUCAGGUGCUUCAUUUCAGAUUCCUGCCCAGGAAAUACACUGCAUUGCCUUGGACACAUGGCCGAAUCACUUCAGCAUUUGUAAAUCUACGGACAGUGGUGACCCAUCUGGCAUCCAGUGGCUGUUGGUGAAUAAAGAAGAGCCUCCUGAACAGCAGGGUUUGAGUCCCAGCCUGGAUCAGGAGGACACCAAGCCCCCACACAUUAAAGAAGAACAGGAGGAACUGUGGAUUGGUCAAGAUGCAGAGCAGCUUCAAGGACAAGAGGAGGCUGAUAUCAAGUUCCCAUUCACUGUUAAGAGUGAAGAUGAUGACGAGAAACCGCAGUCCUUGCAGCUUCAUCAAAUAGAAACUGAACAGACAGAAACAGGAGUUGAUGGAGAGGACUGUGGGGGAUCAGAAAAUGCCAGGAGCUCAGAUCCAGAGAGACAUUCACAUCCAGAGAUUGAGGUAAUGAUUGAAGAGUCCUCUGAAUCUGAGACUGAUGAUGAUUGUAAGAAUGUGAAAUGCAAAACUGCAUACCAAUCGGGUUUAAACUCUGUGGAAACACCUGAGUGGUUGGGGGAGAAACCUUUCAGCUGCCAAGAGUGUGGCAAAGGGUUUGGACGAAAAGGUCAUUUGACUGAACACUUGCAAACGCACACAGGAGAGAAACCCUUCAGUUGCCCUGUGUGUGGUGGAAGAUUUAGUCGCUCAAGUUAUCUGAAGGAACAUAUCAAAACUCAUUCAGUGGAGAAACCUUUCAGUUGCUCAGAGUGUGACAAAAGAUAUCAUACUAAAAGACAACUGACAUAUCAUUUGAAAACGCACCUUGAAGAGAGACCCUUUUGUUGCCCCGAGUGUGGCAAAGGAUUUAGACAGAAAAGUCACCUGACAUAUCAUUUAAGAACUCACACAGGUGAGAAACCCAUGGACAGCUCUACAGUUGAAGGAAUAAACCUUAAACCACAUCUGGAAAAACAGAUUCAAAUGGAGGAGAAACCUUUCAGCUGUCCUGAGUGUGGCAAAGGAUUUAGAGAACGAUUUCAUCUGAAUCAACAUAUUCAAACUCACACAGGAGAGAAACCCUUCAGUUGCCAUGUGUGUGGUGGAAAAUUUAGUCGCUCAAGUUAUCUGAAGGAACAUAUUAAAACUCACUCAGUGGAGAAACCCUUCAGUUGCUCAGAGUGUGACAAAAGAUUUCACACUAAAAGACAACUGACAUAUCAUUUGAAAACGCACCUUGAAGAGAAACCCUUUAGCUGCCCUGAGUGUGGCAAAGGGUUUAGAGAUAAAAGUAAAUUGACUGUGCAUGUGAGAAUUCAUACAAAGGAGAAAUCCAUAGACAGCUGUAAGGUUGGUGAAAGAUCACACUUUAAACCAAAUCUGGAACAACAGAGUCAAAUGAUGGGGGACAAAUCUUUCAGCUGCCCUGAGUGUGGCAAAGUAUUUAAACAAAAAAGUCACCUAAAGGGUCAUUUGUUAACUCACACUGGAGAGAAACCCUUCAGUUGCCCUGUGUGUGGUGGAAAAUAUAGUCGUUCAAAUUAUCUCAAGGAGCAUAUCAAAACUCAUUCGGGGGCAACACCUUAUAGUUGCUCAGAGUGUGACAAAAGAUUUCCAACCAACAGAAAACUGAAACAUCAUUUGAAAACUCACACAGAAGAGAAACCCUUCAGUUGCCCUGAGUGUGGCAAAGGAUUUAGUCAGAAAAGUAAUCUGACUGAUCAUUUAAGAACACACACAGGAGAGAAACCUUACAGUUGCCCUGUUUGUGGCAAAAGAUUUGGUCAUAAAAGUAAUCUGCUGGGUCAUUUGAGAACUCACACAGGAGAGAAACCUUACAGUUGCUCUGAGUGUGGCAAAACCUUUAAACAUAACAGUCAUUUGGCAUACCAUUUGAGAUCUCACACAGGAGAGAAACCCUUCACUUGCUCUGUGUGUGGCAAUGGAUUUAAAGAUAAACGCCAUCUUAUAAAUCACCUGAGAACACACACAGGAGAGAAACCCUUCAGUUGUUCUGUGUGUGGCAAAGGAUUUAGCGUUAAAAGUAAUUUGAAGGGUCAUUUGAGAACUCACUCAGGAGAGAAACCCUUCAGUUGCUCUGAGUGUGGCAAAAGUUUUACACUGAAAAGCCAUCUGAAAUGUCAUAUGAGAACACACACAGGAGAGAAACCCUUCACCUGCUCUGAGUGUGGUAAAGGGUGGUUUCACAAGAAAGACAUGACUCAACAUAUGUGUGUUCACACAAAUGUGAAAAAUCCUUCAGUUGCUCCCAGUGUGUAAAAAAAAAAUUCAAGCACAAAGAACAUCUGAGAGUUGGUCAGAAUUUACAUGGUAGACAGAAACCCGAGCUGCUGUGAUUGCAGUAAAAUUCUCUUGUGAAGGAUAUGUGACCUAUCAUAUGUGUGCUUCUGCAGAAAAUGACACCAAUCAGAGUCAUGGAAUGUAAUCUGUGAGGAUGCACCAUAUUAUCAGCAUAUGUGUCUUGGCAAAUUUCUGCUGAUGUUUACAACCACUAUUUUUGCUAUUAAAAAUGUGUAUAUGGCAGUUCUAAAUAUGUUCCAUAUGAACAGAGACCUACUUCAGUUAAAGUCUUUUUCUUGUUUGUCCUCUUUCCUUAAACUUUAAACUUAAUAAGGACUGAAAUGUAUUCAUGUGGUCAUCCUCAAAUUUUAAGCUGUGUUUCAAGGGCUGUAGUUGUAGGCCUAAACUAUAUUUAAAUAUCAGUAUUGAUAUUGGUAUCUUCUAAAAUUAAUAAUAGUAAUAAUAAUAAUAUAUUUCUGCAAAAAUCCAAUAUCAUGCAUACCUAGUGAUCCAGUAACAACACAGUAACCAGUGAAACUGCUCCUCUGAAUAUGGUAACAGCUUCGGCUGAAGUUAACUACUGAAAGGUUCCACAGAAGAGAAUUAUUAAACUCCAUGACAUCUAACAUUAAAUAAAAAUAUAUAGAUAUAUGUAAAUCUUCAAAUGAAAAACAAAAACAAUCGUUACAGCACAUGGUCCACACCUAUGUAAAUUUUGGCAGCUAUUUUUAAUUUUAUUCUUAGUUUUAGUCUUUAAAGAAAUGUCUUUUAGUUUUAGUCACAUUUUAGUCAUUUCUAUCC